Cotesia glomerata is the source of this 2927-nucleotide messenger RNA. RefSeq names its product dual specificity protein phosphatase CDC14C (gene cdc14). NCBI's taxonomy places the organism in Eukaryota, Metazoa, Arthropoda, Insecta, Hymenoptera, Braconidae. Gene Ontology annotation, molecular function: protein tyrosine/serine/threonine phosphatase activity; protein serine/threonine phosphatase activity. Bases 413 to 2623 code for a protein of 736 amino acids. The transcript has 8 exons. Gene Ontology annotation, cellular component: spindle pole; mitotic spindle; nucleolus. The record is from RefSeq and is a predicted model, not a curated record. Gene Ontology annotation, biological process: microtubule cytoskeleton organization; regulation of exit from mitosis; cilium assembly.
UGUAACGCAGUUUAAAUUUUGUAACGGUCGUGUCGUGUGUGUUGUGUUAAAAAAUCGAAGACUAGAUAAACCCUACAACGUAUUUAAUAAAUAAGUACCCCUAAUUGUUAACUUUUAACAAUUGAGGCUCUACUUACCUGCAAAUGUUACACAUAUUGUCAAUCUAAACAGUAUUUUUAUUUAUUUGUCUAUCUGUAAUAUAUAUUUGUAUAUUAUAUAUACAUAUUGUGUAAUUACGUAUGUUUGUUAGCAGAAAAAAUCAAGUUGUUGUUAUUAUUAAAAUAGGUGUUUUUAAUAAUUUUAUUCAUGAAUUAUUACUAUUAAAAUUGAAUCAUGAAAAGAUUUUAUAAUUGUAAAUAAUUUAUCAGCAUAUUUUUAAUUUAUAAGAAUUGAGUAUUUAUAAUUAAUUACAAUGGAGAGCUCAGAUGCAAUCCUUAAGUGUGCCACGGAGUUGAUAAAAGAUCGAUUUUAUUUUGUAACCCUACAAGCAGAUGUUAAACCAAAAAAUACUAUAGACACACAUUACUUCAGCAUUGACGAUGAAUUAAUUUAUGAAAAUUUUUACUUUGAUUUCGGGCCAUUAAAUUUGGCAAUGCUGUACAGAUACUGUCUGAAAGUUGAGAAGAAAUUAAAAACCUCGGGGUUUUUUAAGAAGAAAAUUCUUCAUUACACGACAGCUAGUGAACCAGAAAAACGUGUUAAUGCAGCAUUUCUAGCUGGUAGUUAUGCAAUUCUUUAUUUAAAAAAGACAGCUAGAGAGGUGUACGAGAGCUUGGUGAGCAGCCCGAAUAGCCCGCCAUAUAUCAUGUUUCGUGAUGCAUCAUUUGGUGCUCCCUGUUAUCAGAUUUCCUUGAAGGAUUGUCUAAGUGCCAUUUACGAGUGUCAUAGAUUGGGCUUUUUCAACUUUGACGACUUCAAUGUCAAAGAGUACGAGUAUUAUGAGCGAGUUGAGUACGGGGACCUGAACUGGAUCGUCCCAGAAAAAUUCAUUGCGUUUUGCGGACCUCACGCUAAACUUAACAAUGAAAAUGGAUACCCGCUGCACGCACCCGAGUCUUACUUUUCUUACUUCCGUCAAAAUAAUGUUACGACAAUCGUACGGUUGAAUAAAAAAAUUUAUGAUGCAGCACAGUUUAUAAAUGCUGGGUUUGAUCAUCGUGAUUUAUUUUUUCGAGACGGUUCGACGCCAACUGAUGCCAUUGUCAGGCAAUUUUUAAAAAUUGCUGAAAAUACUAAUGGUGCUAUCGCUGUUCACUGCAAAGCUGGUCUGGGUAGGACAGGUUCAUUAAUCGGCUGUUAUAUAAUGAAACAUUAUCAUUUAACAGCCCAUGAAACAAUUGCAUGGAUUAGAAUAUGCAGACCUGGUUCUGUUAUUGGUCAUCAGCAACAAUGGCUUGAAGAGAAAGAAUAUUAUCUUCAUUCUUUACUACGUGAGCCAUUACGAGUAGACAGCAAUGGAAAUCCACCUCAUUCGCGUGGAAUAUAUUCAAAUCUAGGCUGUAGCAGUGGUGGGACAUCAACCUACUUAACAUUCUCAUCAAAAUUGAACCCAAGCGGAUCAACAUUGGAACCGCAUCAGCCGAAUGAUAACGUCUCCGGAAUAGUCCAUCGCGUAGAUGAUAUUCAUCUGGAUGACUCUUCGUUAUUAUCCACAAAAUCGUCGUCGACUGCUACAUCGACAACAACAACAACAUCGACAAUUACUAGUGCCGGUAAUAAUGCUAAAUUACAACAACAAAAGCAGCAACGCCCACAACGGUUUGCCUUAAAUAUAAAAACUCAAGGAGACAAACUCAAUGAAAUAAAAAUGCGUAGACAGACAUCGUCUUGUACGAAUAAUUUUAGUAUUGGUAGGAAAGGCAUCGGGCAGCCUACUGUUAUGCUUCCUAAUUUGGGCUUACUGCUGAAGUCAUCAACGUCUUCGUCAUCGUCUUCAGUGACGUCGAGAACUAAUCAGAAAGGAACUAGCAAUAAUACGAUCGCUACCAUUAUUGGAUCGAAGAAAGAUAUUAAUAAACGUUUGUUAUCACGUUCAAAUACUGCGGCAACAUCUUCACUUGUUAAAAGGAGCUCCCGGAGAUUAAGCUGCAGCGGUAAUAGUCCAAUCAGCAGGCCAUCUCCAUGCUACAUGAGGUCUAAAACAACAACCCAGAUCCACAAUAAUCACAAUAAAAACAGCGUUCUGAUCUCUAACUGCAGCAGCGCGAUAAGAUCUGGUUGUACAAAUACAAAACCGAUAACCCGGUCAUUCGCAUCGCGCGAGCCAGCUUCAAUGUCACCGAGUACCACAAAUAUCAUCACGCAAAUUCGCCGGCCAACUUUAUUACCUACGGCAACUGCAUCUUCAACUACUUCCGCUGCUAAUAACAACAAUAACAGUAAUAAUAACAAUAACAAUAACAAUAAUCAAAAUUCAACACAAUUAUCGAACAACAACACUGGUAGUAUGGUUUUAAGAUCUGCUGAUCGUGUUAAUCGUUAUUUUUCUAAAAAAGAUGGUGUCAAGCGACGUAGACAACGCCAACGAAGGAAGGUUAUGACCGGAGAAAUUUCAACUACUCGCAGAACUUCGCCGAGAAAAAAACAACAGCAAAAGGAACAACAACAACAACAGCAACGAUGACCGUCAGUAAUAAUUUUCGGAUAAUUUUUUACUGAAUUUUAUUUUUACUUUUAAUAAUCACUUUGCAAUUUAUUAUUAACAUACGUACGGUAGGACAUAAUAUUAAUUAUAAAAAAAAAAAUAAUAAUAAUAUUAGGUACACGAUUCUGUUGUAGCGAAUCAUUUUAUAAAUUAUAAAAAAAAAUAUAAAUAUGUAUGUAGAGUGUAGAGUUAAUUGAUCGAUAGAAUUUUAACAAUAUGUAUAUAAGUGCGUACGUAUUUUAAAUUUAAUUUUUCGCACAAUUAAUAAAUGCAUAUUAAUUAU